CUGCAGCCCAUCGCUGUUGGUUGUGCUGUGGUCUGUAAGUGGGGCGGCGGAGUCCUGGGGUUGUUUGUGGGGUGCGGGCGUUAGAAGUAGGGCUGUAGCUGUGGGGUCGUGGGUACCUCGCUGAUCUCUUCUCCCUCUUCGCUAAAACUCAGGCCGGGCUCUGCUGUUCUUAGUCCCUAUUAAGGACUUUUCGUCUCCGUGUAAGAAGUGCGGUGUUAACUCGGGCGGCUCGGCUCCCUGCGCUCCGUGUGUAGCUCUGCACAGCAGCUCUGCCUGGCGAGGGUCUCGUUAGCCUGAAUGCCCCGAGCGUUAAUGAGGCUGAUGCUGGCUUGGACCUGCCAAGAAGCCUGCGCCAGGAAUGCCUCCUGGCUCAUGUGAAUGCAGCCCAGGGACUGAGGCAGAGCGGCACCGAGCAGCGCUCCUUCUUUUGCCAGUGAGCUCCACGCAGAGACAGCACUGGUGGGAACUUGCAGGGCUUUGCUGGCUGCAUGGUGAAGCCUGUUUUGCAGUGCCACUUAGCACGGCGGUGUGUUUCAGCCCUGAUAGUAAAAGUUUGGGCAGCGACUUGGGUUAAAUGAGAGGCUGAACGCGCUGCUGCUGAUCUCUUUGAUUCUGUGCUGUUAAGAAUUGUGCUUCUAAACAUUUCCCUUUGCUUCUGAAGUUCAAAGCAGCCAGCGCAGAUCGGCGUGCUGCUGGCCUUCAAAGGAGCAGCUCUGUUUCUAGGGAGCGUUGGUUUGACACCAGGUGUCAAAAAUGAAUUGAAGUGGCUUUUCCCAGGCCAGUUUUUGGUUUUAUGCUGCUUGUUCUGUUGAAGAUUCACCAAACUGAAUCACGUGAGGCUGUGGUUUCGCUGCAUCCAGCAGGAAGGGCUCUGGUGCUGGCAUGUGGGCUGGAUAUAGAGAACCAACCCCUUGGGCACAGAGUACAGCUUUGCUUUCCCUGCCCCUGGAUUCUGGUAACCUUAAGGAUGGUUUCUGUUUUGCAUCAGGCUAAGUGCCUUUAAAAAAACACAAACAUGCAGCAAACUGUCUCAUGUUCAGUGCAUCUCAGUGUAAUAUAUUUGUAGCUGUUCCUUUGAUGGAGGUCAAGUUGUCUUGAUCUAAGGCACAACCUCUGCUUUUGGAAUUGGCAGUUCCAGCACCAUUACACCACGGGCUCUUAGCAUGGUCCAGCUAUUAGAAAGGGGUAAUUAAUCAAUGCCACGAAUACCACUUGCUGGUGGAGACUCCAAAUGAAUUUGCAGUGUGUUCUGCCAGGGGUUACUGUAUCACCUACACAAACACUACAAGCAAAAAGUGUCAAAAAUGCUCUCUUCCAUUGUUGUGCUGAAGUUGCUGUGAUUCUUUGUAUGUGGCUUUUUUUCUUUGCUCUCUCACAUCUGUGCUGGCAAAACUUAGAGGUAGUGCAGCAUGGUGUGAUUGAACAAAUGGAGCCAUUUGUUCUAAGAGCUAGCUGCCUCUGGGAGAGGCUUCAGUGUGUGCCUGUUGCUCCAUAUCGAUAGCACAGAACUUUUCCAAUGACUUCUAAUAGCUCAGGAAAGCUGACUUUGAUGGCCUCAGGCUAAGUUCACAUGGCUUGAUGCCUUUAUCACAACUCUGGCACUGACAAUAUGAUUGUCAGUAUGAGUGGGAGGUAGGUAAGAGCUUAAAUAGAUGGGGCAACGUGUUCUGCUUUCCUUUCAGGGUUAUAUGCUUUGAGCUUUAAAUUCCCACAGCUGUAUUUCCAUUAGUUCUAUACACCAGCUUGUGGGCUGGGACAGAGCUUGACAGAUCCCCUUGACUUAUGUAUUUCAGAAGACUCAUUCAAAGAAAAUCCAAAAGAGAUCCCAUGGUCAAUAGCUUAGAAUUUGAUAUCUCUAUGCCUAUUUUGAGGAGCACUUUAAAAACAGUGUGUGUUAAUUUCUUUUUUUUAUUUUGGAGAAUGCAGCAGUGUUGGAUUUGUGUUGUUAGUCAAUGGCUUUGCUUUAAAGUUGCUGCAGGGAACGUCUUUUUGUUUCCCUUUGUGGAAACAGUGCUUCGUUGUAAAUCCUAAUGAUGCUGGUCAUAUGAUUUCUUGGGGCUUUUGUUUUAAGAUGUUUGUAAUUGAUGCAGCUGCUUGCUGGUGUAUUCCAUAGUUGUGAAAUGCAUGAGAUUUACUUGGCAAUGCCAUUGUGCUUACCAUUUUAAAGCUAUGCUGCUUGGUUUUAGUAGGAAAUAUUUAUGGUGUGAGAAUACUUAGAUACAGGUGAAAGUGGACAUGGAAAUAGAUGUAAGCAGGAGUUCUGCUGUCAGAGAAGUUUUCAGCUUUUGCCUCGUCUUGUAGUUGCUUAAAUUUUGCAAACCCUUGAUGUUUUUCCAUUUCCAUGCUCAAGACUAUCAGCCCUACCAGGUGCUCCAUGCCUGCUUGAAUGUAUGGAUCGUGUGCUGUCCAUUUCUUUCCCAGGGACUUCACUCCCUGGGUUUGAUGCACACCGGAGGCUCUGGGCAGGACACGCAUGCUGAGGUUUUCCUGCAGGUGUGGAUGGGGCCAGAAGCAGAACUGGCUCUCAGUCACUGAAGUAGCAAGGCUAUUUACCCAUAGGAUCAGACUCCUUUGUUUGGCUCCUUCUUCCCACUGGUGUGUGUACCUGUUUGUCCUGUCUGUCUGAAGUAUCUUCAUCUGGAUGAAGGUGGAAGUUAAGAAACUGUUUUAGGAUAGAGACCUUCUCCAUGUCCAGGAUGUUCAAUCUCAUUUAUGGAGCAGUUGUCAGCACAAGGCUGUCUUGCACAUGGUUGAAAGCAAGGAUGGGAUGAUUUAAGUACCUGCUCCAGCUAUGAGUGUUUAGAAGUGUUUCAAGUUACUGCAUUGCUCAGCAUCUCAAUCUGCUGGUCUCUUUGAAUGUACAGUUCUGGCUUUGCAGUGAAGGAAUUUUGUUCCUCUGUUCCUGGUGAGAAAAACAAACAGAAGGCCAAUUUUAUCGGUGUGUAGCACUGGGGAAACUGCAGACCUUGCUUUAGGAAGAUGACAAAUGAGAACUGUGGUACACUGUAAACAAGCUUGACUUCACCUUCAUCUGGUUAAGAGCAAGCUAUUGUUACAAGGAAGGCUAGGCUUCACAUCACAAGAACAAAAAAUAGGACUUUUAAAGUAUACAGUGGUUGAAUCUUAAAGAGAACCCUGAGAUCCAAGAAAGCAAGGAUAAACAAGUGGAUUUCAUUCGAAUGCCCUUUUUCUGAUUGUUUUCUAAGGUCCCAUAUGAGUGGUCUGUUCUCUUUUCAAGCUGAGCGUUUUCUGCACACUCUUCAUUUAGCAUCGUGGGAACUUUGGUUCUUUUGAGAAAGUGACCUUAUCUGAUAAUGCUAAUUGAGAUAUCCAACAGUAUGGCAAGGUGAAGAUCUGAGCUAUCCAGCAGGCUUCUACUGUACUAGCACAGCAUCCAAUGCUCUGAAGUCAAAGCUUUGUUUCUGUUGAAUGUUGUAGAGUAUUCUACGUGUUGACGUAAUUCCAUAAGAAAAUGCCAAAUCUUAUUUUCUUUCAGUUCUUUAAAAUUGUAACUUUAUUCAUGAAUCUGUUAAAAGCCCGUCAGUGGAGUUACCUUUUGUGCUGCUUAUCUCCUGGGAAGUGAACCCACUCGGUGGUGCUUUGCUCAGGUUCUCACCCUGUGGCUACACCUUGCUGCUGCUCUCACAAGUUGAGGCAGGAAGGAUGUGAGGGGAGGCAGCCCGCUCCUCCCAGCACACACAGAGGGAUGUGAUCCUCGUACUUCAAACCUCUCAUGCUUUCAGUUGCCUUUUAGAUCUUCUCCAGCUAGUUGUUUGCCUGCACAGGAGCUGGGUGAGCCACACAAGUAUCAAACCGGAGGCUUGAGUUGGUAUGGGAGUGUGAAUUCUGCACUAAAAUAAAGCAGAGGGAAAGCUUUUGUCUUGGAAGCCGAGUGCUGGGCUAUGUCCUGCUCACAGACAUUGGCUGUGUCCUGGAGGAAGCCAUGGGGAGGUAGGCUGCUCUUUGCCUUGUUGGCUCGAGCAUCUCAGUGCCCAGCUUUCAAGUAGGUCUGCUGUUAGGAGACAGGCACGGUUGUGGGCAAGCUUAUGGCUGCCCACAGAUUUUGUAUAGAACAGAGGAAGUGUUAUUUAAAGAAAGCCACGAGUGGCACUGGAAUCCUACACACUUUGGCACAUGGUCUGUGUAUUUUUAUAGCCGGUUAUCUACUGAGGGGGCCGGAGUUGUAGAAGUCAUUAAUAGUUCAUUCUUCCCACAUCCCCUUCCCAGUCAACUUUCUGCUCAUUGCUUGUGAAUAACUUCUGUAGAAACAAUUGGAAGUUACAAAACGCCAUCACAUAUUAAUAAUGCUAUUUCAUGCUUAUAUUGAAAGGUGUUGGUCAGAAAAUAAUGUAACCAGCUUUGCUUUUCUCAGCAUUGAAUUUGUAAUUUACCAGUGAUAUAAAGUCUAAAAUGAAAAUUGAGCUGGGCUGUUGUGCCCAAGGUUCUAAGUUUAGUUGCAUACAGCAUUAAAUAGAGUUAAUUUCCAUCAGAGCCCAUGUGAGAUGUUCUGUAUGAAGUGAGGACUUGGGAAGCUUCUACCUUCAGAUGGGAAACUUUAGGUUAAGCAGUUGAGCAAUGAGAAGACUGAAGGCUAAAUGUAGGCAAGGCAACAAUAUCUGAUUUGCUGGGCUGCCCAAGCUGCCUCUCCUUUUCUCCCUCAGUGGCUAUGCAAAUCAGAGCAGUCUCUGGUGGGUACUUGCAUUUGUUGUGGGGGAGUAAUGGUAAGUGUGUAGGUGUUCACUGACUCUUCAUUACACGUGGGAAGUGUAAACCGCUGGCAUCCCUAAUGAUAGGAGGGCUACUUCAGGGUGUUUGGUAAUCCAAGUGGGUCUUGCCACCAUAUCUUCCUUAGAGAUUGUCCUUUGUAGCCAAACCAGGAGUCUCAUCAUUUAAAGGAGAGCUGUAAUGAGAUAAAGGUGAUAUCUGCUAGCUUAGAGUUGAAGAGUUGCCAACUCAACCAGCUAUCGUAGUGAUGUUGGUGAGCCUGUCCUGAAUCUCUGCAGAUAGGCUAAUCUUGGUCAGGAGUGGUUUAAUAACUUAAAAUAAGGCUGACUUCAUGGAGGGGUUUGCAGUGAGGCUCUAACUGGGCCUUGGUACAACUCUCCAGCCUCUCCUUUGUCAAGUGGCAGUGACCCCAAGGUGUUCAGGCUCCCCACUGUAAUGCCUUGCUUUUUAUUAGUUAACGGCUCUUGCUGACCUGUGUAUCUGAUAGCAGACUUUCUAGAAGCUUACACUAUUUUUAGGUGGUGUUAAAUUCUAGGCUGUAAAACACUUUCCUAAGAUAAUAUUUUAACUACUAAUGAAAAGCUUUGUGGCUUUUGAGGAGUACCUCUAACUUAGGAUGUUACUCGUUUCUUUUUUCCCCUGUAAAAUCAGUGGUACUGUUUAAGAGCCAAAUGGCCCAAGACCUUGAAUUCUCUGCUUUGCAUACACACAACGAAGGCAGUUUCUGUUCUUAAAUCUUACUGUGCUUACUAUAGUCUUUCACCUGUUAUUUUUGUCAGCUUUGUGGGUGGGGUGGACACAGGGGAAUAACGAAGCAGUUAGCAUCACAGGCAAUAUCUUACUAAGCAUGUAGUCUAACUUUAGUAUAGGACAGUAUCGUUUUUGUACUUGUAGCCCUAAGGCAACCUGAUGGUUGUUUGUCUUCAAGGACAGAGGCUUGUGUGCAGUGUUAAUACACAGUGCACGUGGCUGUCCCUGCAGGCAGGGCUCUGGGAGUUGGGUGAGAGUGCUUCCUUGGCAAGAGCUGAGCAGAUAGAAGCAAGACUUGCCUUCCUUUUAAAGUGAGGUCCUUGGAUAGUGAUGAGUGUGCCAAGAGCUGUAGUUUCUUUUGGGGGUGCCAUUAGGGAUGUGGUGUCUUGGUUUGCUCUUGGAUGUCAUUCCCAGGUUUGGAAGAGGUAAAUGUUUUGUUAAGGGUGCUAUUAACCUUACCUCUAGCAGCUGAGACAAUUGUGUGAGCUCUUCUGUGGCAUGACAGCCAAAAUAAGCUGGGGUGGUUUGAAUAGCAUGAAUAAUCAGCCUUUGUAUCAGUUGAUCCUAAGUAAAUAGGUUAGAAAGUACUUAAGGGCAGCUCAGCUGGUGGCCUUCUGGCAGAGCACUGACAAGCAGCUGAGGGUGAUCAGCUCCUCCAGGGCACAGCUGUGUCCAGGAGGAGAUCCAAAUCCAGGGCAGAGGUUCACAAGCUAAAUGAGUGCUCAACAGGCAGAAAAGUGGGUAAGAAGUGAGAUGUAGGCAUGGCUUAUUGGGGUGCAGGGUGAUAACCAAGGUGCUCUUGUUGUGCUGCCAGGCUGGGGAUGCUGUGGGGUGUGUUGCUGGGCUCUGUGCUGCUCUGUCCUGUCUUCCCCACAUGCCCCCAAAAGAAUCAACACUAUGGUUCUAAUCAGCUCCUUUUAGUGGUUUAGAUUGUCUAUUCAUUAGUAAAAUUAAUAGUAGGAGGGAGUUAGCCCAGAAAAUGACUGCAAGAGAAGAGUUUGCAUGGCAGCACUUCAUGUUCCUGAGUCAAGAAUGAAUAGUGGUGGAGAAAGGAAUGGGGAAGAGGAAGAAAGGAGUGGGCUGGAGGAAAAACGCUGUCUUUGUAUUGACUUCAUUGUCUCAGUGCCAUCCCAGAUGUGUCUAACAAGUCUGAUGUUGUUCUAGUUUUUCAUUGCUGAAGGCCUUUCAUAAAGACCUCCACUGUAAUGCUUGUGUGUGUCAUUGGAGCAGCCUGACACUGCUUUGCAUAGAUGGAGAUUUAUAUGGAAUACUCAGACGGGGUGGUGGGAAGCCUGGAUCGUAUGCCCAGCUCCUAAAGGGCUUCUUGCCAGAAGAAACCUACGUUCUGAUUGCUUCUUCCUGGCUUUCUUCACCAAAAUGAGCCAUGAAACAGACUUUGUGAUGAGUUUUGUCAUUCCUGGCACAUGGAUAUUUGUUCAGUUCUGGCACACCAGCCUUUCUGACUGCCAUACAUAAAUGGCUAUCUAUCAAAGAUGUCAAAAUUAACCUGGACUACUUGGGAAUGGCGAAACAUAGCCCUGGGAUCCUGCCAUGAACAGUGCAUGAAGAACUGAGGAGGUAGUUCUGCUCAUCGGAGAUGAUGUGGAGAGACGCUUUCUCAAAAGAAGAAUGUUCAGAGGAUGACAAGUGUAUUCUGAGUAGUACCGUGGUGACAACAUGCCAUUGAAAUGGAAAACGAGCUCUCCUGCUAUCUGGAAAUUCCCAGUUCCUGUGCUUAAAACAUCCAGGUCAUCGCCACUUUCUCCAGCAUACAUAUCUCUGGUGGAAGAGGAGGAUCCUCAUAUGAAAGUAUCUCUUGGUAGCAGCGAUAUGGGCGUCUCUGCCCAUCUGCAGUCGUCAAAGACAGGGACCACAAGAUUUUUCACCAGCAAUACUCACAGUUCCGUGGUGUUACAGGGCUUUGACCAGCUGCGAGUGGAAGGUUUGCUGUGCGAUGUGACCCUUGUUCCAGGAGAUGGUGAUGAGGUAUUUCCUGUCCACAGAGCAAUGAUGGCUUCUGCAAGUGACUACUUCAAGGCGAUGUUCACAGGAGGAAUGAAGGAACAGGACUUAAUGUGCAUCAAACUUCAUGGCGUCAACAAAAUAGGCCUGAAGAAGAUCAUUGAUUUCAUUUAUACUGCAAAGCUUUCCCUUAACAUGGACAACCUUCAGGACACUCUGGAAGCUGCCAGUUUUUUGCAGAUUUUACCUGUUUUGGACUUCUGUAAAGUGUUUCUUAUCUCUGGGGUUUCCUUGGAAAACUGUGUUGAGGUUGGGCGAAUUGCCAACACAUACAAUCUCACAGAAGUGGAUAAAUAUGUUAAUAAUUUCAUCCUAAAGAACUUCCCUGCAUUAUUAAGUACUGGUGAAUUUGUGAAACUCCCCUUUGAACGUCUUGCCUUUGUGCUUUCAAGUAAUAGCCUUAAGCACUGCACUGAACUUGAACUCUUCAAGGCGGCUUGUCGCUGGCUGCGGUUUGAAGAGCCUCGAAUGGAGUAUGCUGCAAAGCUAAUGAAGAACAUCAGAUUUCCUUUGAUGACACCCCAGGAUCUUAUUAACUACGUUCAAACAGUGGACUUCAUGAGAACUGACAACACCUGUGUAAACCUGCUUUUGGAAGCCAGCAACUACCAAAUGAUGCCAUACAUGCAACCCGUUAUGCAGUCGGAGAGGACUGCCAUUCGAUCAGACAGCACUCACUUGGUAACGUUGGGGGGAGUGCUGAGGCAGCAGCUGGUUGUCAGCAAAGAACUACGGAUGUAUGAUGAAAAAGCCCACGAAUGGAAAUCGUUAGCUCCCAUGGAUGCACCGAGGUACCAGCAUGGCAUUGCUGUCAUUGGAAACUUCCUUUAUGUAGUUGGUGGCCAGAGCAAUUACGACACAAAAGGAAAGACAGCAGUUGACACAGUCUUCAGAUUCGACCCCCGCUAUAACAAGUGGAUGCAAGUCGCCUCUUUAAAUGAGAAGCGCACCUUCUUCCACCUAAGUGCCCUCAAAGGACAUUUGUAUGCAGUUGGUGGCCGGAAUGCAGCGGGUGAGCUAGCCACUGUGGAAUGCUACAAUCCUAGAAUGAACGAAUGGAGCUACGUUGCAAAAAUGAAUGAACCCCACUAUGGCCAUGCUGGAACUGUAUAUGGAGGCUUAAUGUACAUUUCAGGGGGAAUUACCCAUGACACUUUCCAGAAGGAACUGAUGUGUUUUGACCCUGACACAGACAAAUGGACUCAGAAAGCUCCAAUGACGACAGUCAGAGGUCUGCAUUGCAUGUGUACUGUAGGAGACAAGCUCUAUGUUAUUGGUGGAAAUCAUUUUAGAGGAACAAGUGAUUAUGAUGAUGUCCUAAGCUGUGAAUAUUACUCAACAACUCUAGACCAGUGGACACCAAUUGCUGCCAUGUUACGUGGGCAAAGUGAUGUUGGGGUUGCUGUCUUUGAAAAUAAAAUCUAUGUAGUUGGAGGAUAUUCUUGGAAUAACCGCUGUAUGGUGGAAAUAGUUCAGAAAUACGACCCAGAAAAAGAUGAGUGGCAUAAAGUAUUUGACCUUCCAGAAUCACUUGGUGGCAUUCGAGCCUGCACUCUUACUGUUUUCCCACCGGAGGACAAUACGGGGUCACCGUCCAGAGAAUCUCCUCUUUCAGCACCUUAGAAGCAUCCCUUGACUUACGAUGUUGUAGUAACACCUUUGCACUGCAUCAUGGAGUCUAUUACUUUCCUUCAGUAGUUUCUGUUAGGCUUAGCCUACAGCAUUUGGUACAAUUACUGGAAAAAAAAAAGAUUUUGACAUUACUUGUGCUGUUUGUUUGGCCUAGAAUGUUUGUCAAGUGGUUAACAGAGAAAACCCUGUACUCACCCGAGCCAAGCGUUUAACAGAUGAGAAGAUACUGUCUGUGAAAUGUAUGAAUUAGGUACGUUAUUAAUGUUGUGUAUUGGGUGUGAGGUGCCUCGCAACUUCAUUUGGAAGCCCAAUGAGUUAAAUUUGAAGACUUCGAAUGCAUUCUUUCACUAAAUUUCAUAACUGAAAUCCUUUUUCCGUUCAUUUUCAACUGCAGAUUACAAAGGGAGGUAGGCUACAUUAAUGUAAACUGUCCCAAGGUGGCCAAAGGGCCUGAGCUACCUCCCUCCUUUCCAAGUAUUUCUGACAUAUCUGUUGACCCACCUGAUUCUGUGGGUUCUUUCAGAGCAUAUGAAGUUCCUUAGGCAGAGGGAAGGAAUAAAUAAUUUUAAUGAUCAGUACUAUACAGGAAGUGGACCUUGUAGAGGUCAGGAGUUUUUUAUAACAUACGGAGUUGUUUUUCAUGAGUCAAUUAAGUGAUGCUUCAAGCAACCGGUCUAAAGUAUUUGGGUAUUUUUGAGUCUUUUCAGGAAUUGGCUUCCUCUUGUGUGGGAGCACAUGCUAUAACACAUGGCAAUUCGGUGCAGCUGUAUGUUUGGUUGUACAUUUGUACUGAAUAUAGGUGGAUAAGGGCUAGAAACGUUCACUUAAGCCACUGAAUUUGACCAAAUUGUUCCAUCAGUUGAAAUUUAAUCUACCUUCUCUCCUUUGCUGUUGAGCCAACUUGCAUAACGUGUCCUCUGUAUAGUCUCUGUUAAUAGGGUUAUUCAGCACAAAGUGCAGCUUCAGCAGGAGAGCUGCUUUUGCUCAGUGAACUUGGACUACCACGUUUUACCUUCUUUUGUUCAAUAAAACUUUUAACUGCAGUUAUUCAGUCUAAGCUACCUCAUGAAUGUAUUUGGUUUUCUUCCUCUGCCUCACUGUCUCCAGGAUACGCAUUACGUAUAUCUGUGUGGGUAGAUUAAUUUGCUAGGAAACCAAUGCAGAAGCGAUCAUGACUGGGUAUUUUUGACCUACUUUUAAGAACCUAUUUUGGCCUGACAUGUCCGUUUUAUUGUUAAGGACUGGGGGGGGAAGAAACCCCACAAAAACUGUCCUAACUCUUUCCUUGGACAACUACUGCUUGCGUGCAGCUGUGCAAAUUGUACAGAGGUCUUUUAUCUGCUCCAAAAUACAGUGCACUGCUGACAAAUGGUAGCUGAGUGCUUCUCUAAGGCUAAUAACACCACGGUUUUCCUGAACUUCCCAUCGUGUUACAAGUGUUUUUCCUAAUGAACACGGUCAUAUGGGCAUCAUCUGGGGAAAAUUGUUUUAAUCGGCUUAUUUUAUUGUGCUACGUAUUACUGAUAACCAUGUAAAGCUUAAUAGACUUGUUGGGAGUAUGCUGUUUGUAUUUUGUCCUUUGCUUGAUGAAUCAAGCAGCAGUAUUAUGGUGUCAGUUUUGGAAACAUUGAUAUUUAUUCUUAAUGCAGUUGACCAGUUAUGAUCACUACCAAAAUGUAUGUGUAAGCUUUAGGUUUUAAUAAUUGUUUUGGUUAAAAUCAAAAGCAGUUCUUCCUCUUAAUAAAAAAAAAGAAGAAAAAUAAACUUAA
This is a messenger RNA of Gallus gallus (chicken), 10898 nucleotides long. RefSeq names its product kelch like family member 9 (gene KLHL9). The coding region runs from base 7153 to 9120 and encodes 655 amino acids. The record is from RefSeq and is a predicted model, not a curated record. Gene Ontology annotation, cellular component: Cul3-RING ubiquitin ligase complex. Gene Ontology annotation, molecular function: cullin family protein binding; ubiquitin-protein transferase activity. The transcript is spliced from 11 exons. Gene Ontology annotation, biological process: regulation of cytokinesis; protein ubiquitination. NCBI's taxonomy places the organism in Eukaryota, Metazoa, Chordata, Aves, Galliformes, Phasianidae.